Eubalaena glacialis (North Atlantic right whale) is the source of this 951-nucleotide messenger RNA. RefSeq names its product armadillo-like helical domain containing protein 1. The record is from RefSeq and is a predicted model, not a curated record. The transcript is spliced from 8 exons. NCBI's taxonomy places the organism in Eukaryota, Metazoa, Chordata, Mammalia, Artiodactyla, Balaenidae. The coding region runs from base 1 to 765 and encodes 254 amino acids.
AUGUGGGCAGAGAAUGCCAUUGGUGACCCGCGGUCCUUCCCUCCUCCACGAAACCUUCUAGAUUCCUCAAAGCCCUUUGGCGGCCCUACCUCUGUGGGGCCUCCAGCUCUUUUCAGCCUCUCAGCCUCCAACCCUUCUUCCUCCGGCUCUGGCUGGUUCUCCAUCGAGCUGAUCAAGGACCUGGUCAACUACGACGUGUGCCCGGCGCUGCUCAAGGGUCUCAUGGCGCUGCUGAUACCGUCCUUCGAGGAGACCAGCAAACAGCAGUCCCAGAUCGUCAGCGACUCUUCGGUUCUGCAGCUCACCGCCCACCUGCCGUUGUUCUUGCAGCAGGCCGCGGCCGCCAAGGCCAUCGGGAUCCUGGCGCGAGGCAACACGAGCCUAGCUGAGGAGAUGCUGCCCCUGCGCGUGGUGCACAGCCUCGUGGCCGCCAUGGGCAACGUGGACCACAGCAACAGCCAGCGGCAGGCCAGCCUCACGCUAGAGUACUUUGUGCAGUUAUUCCCAGUGGUGGAGGAGCACGUGCGCAGGUCCAUGGGGGAGGAACUCUACAAGCUCUUCCGUAGCAACGCCGAGGACUUGUACGUGAAAAUAGAUAGCAUUCAGGAGGACAUCUUGGCGGCCAACAAAGUCAAUGUCACCAAAGAGCUGUAUCUCAGUGGCCUCUCCGACAGCACCAUGAGCUUUUACUUUGGCCAUUGUAAUCAGGGUCAGGUGGCCUACAUCACACACUUCCAGAAGGAGGCUGUGGAAGAAAAGGAGUAACAGAGCCUCCAAGGCAAGCCAGGAAGCCAAGGCUGUGUGGCAGGGAAGCCUGGCAGAAGGAAGGAGCCAGGGCCAAGCUCCGGUUGACUCCUCUUGGCCCUUGGUGGGAGGCUGGGGUUCUGCCCGCCAGAAGGGGAAAAGGAGAGCUGGCUGGGAAGGGUUCAAUAAACAAACAGUCUUGCUAUC